GGAAGGAAGGAAGGAAGGAAGGAAAGAAGGAAGGAAAGAAAGAGUGGUAAGGGCAAACGAAGCGCACAGAGAAGUCCGUAGAUAGGAUCAGAUGUGUGUGGUCCACCGCUUUGCUCUUUAUAAGACUUAUGUAAGCCAGGAUGCGCGAGGGCCAAGAAAGAGAAAGAGAAAGAGAAGCACGGUGACCGUGGGUGUAAGAGAGAGAAAGAGAGAGAGAGAGAGAGAGAGAGAGAGAGAGAACGGUCCAUGCUCGUUAGCGGCUCGCGACAAACACCGUAGGGCUGCUGCCGCCGCCAUAGGUACAUAGGGUUACACGCCUCUCCAUAUAGCGAUGCAAUUCGAUCACGAAAACGUUUUCAACUUGCUGGUACAAGUAUACGGUGCGAAUCAAGAGAUACGUGAUUACAGUGGUAAGAAAGCCAGACAGUAUUUAGUUUCUCAAGAGGCAGCAGUUAGCCAGGACACCUUCCGCAAAAUAAAAGCAAGGAAAAAGCAUGCAGAGAAAGAUCUUGGUUUCCUACGAAUUGGCUCGUUGAACGUACGCGUGAAACGUACGACGGAAGCAUUCAGCCAGUUUCUGGGUGUGGCAACUAGUAGCAGCAACAGCAACAACAACAAUGAAAAGAUUCAUAAGUCUUGGGGUUCGGCGGAUAACGUACAGAAAUUAGAUCAGAAAGUAAUGCCACCGCCAAAAUAUGCGCCAGUUAAAAAACGAAGAAGUAGAAGAACCCAAGAUUUCUCUAGGGGUCAACAACAGCAAGCUGCAAGUCAACCAAAUACGCCAGUACUUCAGGGUAAAGCGACGAACAGACAAAACCAGAUCGGUAAUCGUCGGCCAACUUCAACGUCGUCCGUCAAUUCUGCCAUUCCUACAAAUCAACAAAAUAAUGAUUCCGAUUCUGACACGGCAUGUGGUUUCGAUUCCGCAUGGCGUGGAUCCGCGCAACUCUAAAAAAAAAAAUUUUACACAUGUAAAUGUAAUUUAUGAAGAAAAAUCCAUUAUCCAUACUUACAAUUAACAUAUAUAAUACAAUAUAAUAUUUUUAUUAAUACAAUGAUCACACUUAAAUCAAAAUAUUUAAGUGUCAUCACAAUUAUUAUAUCUUUAUUUCGUUUUUCUUUUUUUUCCUUAAAUAAUGUUCUUGAUUU
Molecule: messenger RNA, 1149 nt
Organism: Vespa crabro (European hornet)
Lineage: Eukaryota; Metazoa; Arthropoda; Insecta; Hymenoptera; Vespidae
Exons: 6
Coding region: 332-952 (206 amino acids)
Source: RefSeq, a predicted model, not a curated record